AUGGCUGCAGCGCUGGGUCUGGGGCUGCUCUUGGGACUCCUGGGGGACCCGGGGGCAGCGACCAAAGUUCUCCACUCACUGCAUUACCUGCACGUGGCGGUGUCAGAGCCCAGCCCAGGAAUCCCCCAGUACAUGGAAAUUGGGUUUGUGGAUGGGAUCCCCUUCACACGCUACGACAACGAGCGGGGCCGGAUGGAGCCACUGACAGAGUGGGUAAAGGAUUCAGCUGAUCCAGAAUAUUGGGAUAGGGAGACCCAGAUUGCUGUGGGGAACCAGCACAUCAAUGCCAGGAACCUGGAGACACUGCGGGAGCGGUACAACCAGAGCGGGGGUCUCCACACCGUACAGUGGCUUUACCGCUGUGAACUCCUGUCCGAUGGGAGCGUCCGUGGGUCCCGCCGGGAGGGCUACGAUGGUUGGGAUUUAAUCUCCUUUGACCUGGGAUUCGGGAGAUUUGUGGCGGCUGACAGCGUUGGUGAGAUCAGCAGGAGGUGCUGGGAACAGGAUGGGACCGAGGCUGAGAGGUUGAUGAAUUACCUAAAACAUGAAUGCCCGGAAUGGCUCCAGAGGCACGUCAGACACGGGCAGAAGGAACUGGAGCGCAAAGAGCCCCCUGAUGUCCACGUGUCUGGAAGAGAGGAACACGGGACGCUGAUCCUGUCCUGCCACGCGUACGGAUUCUACCCCAACAGCAUCGCAGUCAGCUGGAUGAAGGGGGGUGAAACCUUGGAUCAGGAGACGGAGUGGGGCGGGAUCGUUCCCAACAGCGACGGCACCUUCCACACCUGGGCCAGGAUCGAGGCGCUGCCGGAGGAGCGGGAGCAGUACCGGUGCAGGGUGGAGCAUCCCGGAAUGCCAGAGCCUGGGAUCUUUGCUUGGGAGCCGACAUCUGGCGGGAAUCUCACCGUGGUGGUCGCUGUGUCCGUCAUCGCUGCCAUCCUCAUCCUCAUCGUCCUCAUCGGAUUUGGCGUCUGGAAGCUCCAAUCCGGUAACACACGGGAUGGGGGUUGGGAAGGGACACGGAUCCACCCGGCACUGUUCUGGGAAUCCUGUGCAACUGACACUGAUCCCACUUUGUUUCCAUAGGGAGGAGGGACAGGAAUGGAUACAACCCUGCAGCCGG
This is a messenger RNA of Melospiza georgiana, 1123 nucleotides long. Its product is annotated as class I histocompatibility antigen, F10 alpha chain-like. The coding region runs from base 1 to 1086 and encodes 361 amino acids. Gene Ontology annotation, biological process: immune response. The record is from RefSeq and is a predicted model, not a curated record. Gene Ontology annotation, cellular component: external side of plasma membrane. NCBI's taxonomy places the organism in Eukaryota, Metazoa, Chordata, Aves, Passeriformes, Passerellidae. The transcript is spliced from 5 exons.